Gekko japonicus is the source of this 1149-nucleotide messenger RNA. RefSeq names its product neuromedin B receptor (gene NMBR). The transcript has 3 exons. Gene Ontology annotation, cellular component: membrane. The coding region runs from base 1 to 1149 and encodes 382 amino acids. Gene Ontology annotation, biological process: bombesin receptor signaling pathway. Gene Ontology annotation, molecular function: bombesin receptor activity. The record is from RefSeq and is a predicted model, not a curated record. NCBI's taxonomy places the organism in Eukaryota, Metazoa, Chordata, Lepidosauria, Squamata, Gekkonidae.
AUGCAGCUGAGCAACCUGACGGGGGAUAACGGGAGCGGAGCGCCGCCGGAGCCGUCCGAAGCGGGGCUGCCCUCCUCGCCGGCGCGGGCGCUCUUCGUCGUCCGCUGCGUGAUCCCUCUGCUCUACCUGUUGAUCAUGGUGGUGGGCUUGCUGGGCAACGUCACCCUCCUGCGGAUCUUCGCCGGCCAGGGCGCCCGGCGCAGCGUGCCCCACAUCUUCAUCUCCAGCCUGGCCGCCGGCGACCUCCUCCUCCUGCUCACCUGCGUGCCCGUGGACGCCUCGCGCUUCUUCCUCGAGGACUGGGUCUUCGGCGCCCUGGGCUGCAAGCUCCUCCCGGCCAUCCAGCUCACCUCGGUGGGCGUCUCGGUCUUCACCCUCACGGCCCUCAGCGCCGACAGGUACAAGGCAAUUGUAAAUCCAAUGGAUAUUCAAACACCCAAUGCAGUUAUGUGGACGUGUAUAAAAGCUAUUGCCAUCUGGAUAAUUUCCAUCCUGCUAGCAGUUCCCGAAGCCAUAUUCUCUGAAGUGGCCCAUAUCAACGAUGCGGAUAAUGUCAGUUUCACAGAAUGUAUACGAUAUCCUCCGAAGGAUGAUUUACACCCAAAGAUUCAUUCGGUGAUGAUUCUCUUGGUAUAUCUCCUUAUCCCUCUCACUAUUAUUAGUGUUUACUACUAUCACAUUGCCAGGAGUUUAAUUAAGAGUGCACAUAACCUACCUGGAGAACACAGCGAACAUUCUAAAAAACAGAUGGAAACACGAAAGCGCCUGGCCAAAAUUGUCCUAGUCUUUGUAGGGCUAUUUGCUGUAUGCUGGCUGCCCACCCAUGUGCUGUACAUGUACCGGUCCUUUAACUACAGUAAGAUUGAUCCAUCACUUGGUCAUAUGGUCAUUACUUUGGUAGCCCGAGUACUCAGCUUCUGCAAUUCUUGUGUCAAUCCAUUUGCACUCUAUUUCCUCAGUGAAAGCUUCCGGAGGCAUUUCAACAGCCACCUUUGCUGUAGCGUAAUGCCUCAUCAGCAGAGGUCUGCCACUUACCUGAAUGGCUCUUCAGCCAUUCGAAUGACUUCUCUGGAAAGCCAUGGCAGGAACACUGUCACCAUGACAACUCUUUUCAACGGGCAUCACCCCAAGCAAGAAAUAUCUCUGUGA